GGAAGCGGAGGGACGCGGCCGGGCGGCUCGCCUGACCUGCGUGCCCCCCCAUCCUGGCUGUGCCGGGCUGUCCCGAAGGAUGUCCGCCCAGUCUAAGGGGACCGCAUCCUCUUCCUCGUCGCCGUCCGAGGGGCCGCCGGCAGCCUCUAAAACGAAGGUGAAGGAGCAGAUCAAGAUAAUCGUGGAGGAUUUGGAAUUAGUCCUGGGGGACCUGAAAGACGUGGCCAAGGAACUUAAGGAGGUGGUUGACCAGAUCGACACGCUGACAUCUGACCUGCAGCUGGAGGAUGAGAUGACAGACAGUUCCAAAACAGACACGCUGAACAGCAGCUCCAGCAGCACAACAGCCUCCAGCCUGGAGAAGGUGAAGGUGCGGGGCAGUACUCCGCUCAUCAAGCCCCCUGUGCAUCCCUCUGCUAUCCUCACCGUGCUGCGGAAGCCAAAUCCACCUCCACCGCCUCCACGACUGACACCUGUCAAGUGUGACAAGCCUCUGAGGCCACCUCCUUCGGCCAACCCUGUCAAGACUAAUGGUACCCUGCUGCGAAAUGGACCCAGCCGUAUCCCAAAUGGGGAUUUGUGCUGCAUACCAAACAGUAAUUUGGACAGUGUUGCGAUCCCACCUCUAAUGCACAGACCUGAGAAAGAGCGGUGUCCUCAGGCAGGAGCAAGGGAACGGGUACGAUUUAGUGAAAAAGUGCAGUAUCACGGCUAUUGCCCAGACUGUGAUGUUCGAUAUAACAUUAAAAACAGGGAGGUGCACUUGCACAGCGAGCCUGCCCAUCUUCUGGGAGCGCUGCCUCAUCAGUGCCCUCCUCUGCCACCCCCACCGCCUCCGCUGCCUCCGUUUCCUCUAGAGAAUGGAGGGUUGGGGAUAAGUUCCAGUAACAGCUUUCCUCCUCCGAGACCUGUUACUGUGCCUCCACAAACUGCACCAAAACCCCAGAAGACCAUCUUGAGGAAGUCGACCACUACAACAGUGUGAUGUAUGCCACUUGAAAAAAACUCUGGUUUUUUCAUCUAUAUAAACAUAAAUAGGUAAUGAGCACUUUCUACUUGAGCAAUAAAAAGACCCAGUGUAUUACUCCCAGUGUAUCCAGUGAAGUGGCAUAAAAGUCACACGUUUCCUAUCUGCAGCACUGUUUAAAAGAAAGUGGAAAGAAAGAUCAGUUUGAAAGUACAGAGUGCGGAUUCCUGUUAGAUUUUCAUCUGUCCAACUUAAUGGAGUAAGCAUUGCUGCUGAAUUCUGGGAAGCUUUCUGUUUCCAGCCGCUGUGCUUUAAAAUGCCAUUUGACAAAACAAAGUGGAGUGGCAGAUAACGCUUUUGACUGAAUUCUAGCAAAGACAUUUUUCUCUGCCUCAAUGCUUGAGUGAAGGCACUGUGUGUGGAGCCAUUCAAUAGGAAGCAAUCACCGGACUUUCAGGCAGCUUGACCUUUGGUGAGGGAGUAAAGAAGUAAUUGAAAGCUCCUUCAGGCUUCAAGGAAUAUCUGUAUCUGGAGGCACGUCAUCUAAUUUCUUGCAUAUUAGAUUCAUCAUUGUGACUUCUUGCAGGCCAGAUCUGAAAAGUAACCAGGAACCCAACCCUCCAUGGAGCAUGGGAAAGCCCUUCAAGUCAGAGCACAGUGACUCAUGGGUGAAAUUUGCGUUGAGUCCUCUGUUUCAGAUGAGACUGCUGCAAGCAGCGUCCUGGCAAAAGCCACAGCCUUAAAUUCCACUUGGUGGGAGCAAAGAAUAGAGGACCAACAAUCUCACCCCAGCUCUCUGGCAUUUGAGUUCUGUGCUGAGCAACCAGAGUAACAAUUGAUGAGCUUUUCAUGGGCAGCAUCCAAAAAUAUUUCUAUAUGUAGCCAAAAGGAGAAAUGAAGCGCGCAGGCGAUAAUGGGAUAUAAAUGCAUUUACAGUAACAGGGGAAUUUCUUGUCUACAGCGAAAGAAGACCUCUGUCAUUCCUUGUACAUAUUGAAAGCCAUACAGGAACAGGGCAUCGGUGACACUAAACUGCUUCAAAGGAUGCUGACUCCUGUUCUCCACCCAACUUUGAAAAAGUUCAGGUGUUAAAGAUUGCAUCUCAAUGCACUUCAAGUUUUUGCACUGUCACUUCCAUUCAGGGUAAUGGUGUGUGCCACCAUUUGCACAGACAGCCCCAGGAGCUUUUUGACCACAACGAGCUGUAUUCUGCUGGGGCUCCAAAAGGUGGAAUAUAAAAGUUAGAACUGAAGAAAAACAUUUGUGCGCUCUUUCACUAAGGGGAUCUCUUCACUGAAAGGACUGUGGUCCUUUCUUAGGUUUAAAUAAAUACACACAUAUACAUACAUAUAUAUAUAUAUGUAUAUAUAUGACAAAUCAUCAACAUGUUAAGGUGUGUCUACAACGGGGAUAUAAUCUUUUUUAAUAGCGUCCAUUUUUUUUAUCAUACUGUUGCAAGGAGUUUAAUCUAUUCAAUUAUACAUCCUAUCUGUUCCUGUUGAACGCUGGCAUUGUUGUUCCAGUUACUGUUAAAGAGACAAAGUCAUUUGUAAUACGUAUUUGGCAUACAAGUUUUCUAGCCAUUUGUCUAUACUUCAUGGAGAAAUCUAACAGACAAGCAGCAUUUUCAGUUUAUUUUUCUAAAUAAAUGUGUUGUUUAUAUUGUUAGCAGUCACUCAUUUGGGCUGGUUUUCAUUAUCUCCAAAAAUGAUUUAAAGAUAGAACCAAAACACAGAAAUUGUUUGUUCGUGUGAAGCUGUGAUGGUUUGCUGACCGAAAGCUUUAAUAUAAAUAUUGUGAUUUGUAAAAUGAUGAAGUAUAUUUAUACAGGCAAAUAUGUAUGGAAAACAAAAGGAGGAAUUUUAACUCUUAAUUUCAGAACAUAGUUUAUUUUAAUAUCCACGUGAAGAAAUAUAGAUAUAUAAUGGGAUAGAUUUUUUAUUAUCAGUAAGCUUCAUCGAGUGAAGAUUCGGGUGUUUAAAAAUGAGAGAAAUGUAGUCUAGUGAGCGUGGCCUCUCAGCUUACAGAGAGAGCUUUUAUCAAGCGUCUCACCUUGUCCAGAAACUGCUUUUAGUUGUCAUGUUUUUUGAUUUUGUCAGGUUUUAUUUGGUUUGUCUCUUCGUUUGUUUUAGCACGCUGGCAAGGCCACACCACUUAAUCAGUUGAAGUAGUUGCGGUAUGCGAGGUUGUUCUUUAGAACAGCCUGCAGUUUACAGUUAUCAGUCAUUGUUUCCGUGUGCUGUAGUCUUUUGCUAUGAAGUUAUUGAACAUUUCAGUGCUAUAGCUGUUUUGAAUAAAAGUACAUAUUUUCAUUUUUC
Messenger RNA from Lagopus leucura (white-tailed ptarmigan), 3285 nucleotides. It is a transcript of the gene PRR16, whose product is annotated as proline rich 16. The record is from RefSeq and is a predicted model, not a curated record. The coding region runs from base 80 to 985 and encodes 301 amino acids. NCBI's taxonomy places the organism in Eukaryota, Metazoa, Chordata, Aves, Galliformes, Phasianidae. Gene Ontology annotation, biological process: positive regulation of cell size; positive regulation of translation. The transcript has 4 exons.